Messenger RNA from Dioscorea cayenensis subsp. rotundata (Guinea yam), 1404 nucleotides. RefSeq names its product GATA transcription factor 6-like. Bases 108 to 1148 code for a protein of 346 amino acids. Gene Ontology annotation, molecular function: sequence-specific DNA binding; zinc ion binding. The record is from RefSeq and is a predicted model, not a curated record. Gene Ontology annotation, biological process: regulation of DNA-templated transcription. Lineage: Eukaryota; Viridiplantae; Streptophyta; Magnoliopsida; Dioscoreales; Dioscoreaceae. The transcript has 3 exons.
AAAAGCGGGGGUUAAAGUAGGAGAAGAGAGAGAGAGAGAGAGAGAGAGAGAGAGAGAGAGAGGGAGGCGUGCAUUGGUUGCGCCCACGGACUCAUUCAAGCUAUUCAAUGCUGCACCAAACGCUCACUUCUUUUUCAUUCCACCAUUCUUCUUCUUCCUCUUCUUCUUCUUUGCAAGCUCUGGUUUCUCCGGUGAAGAUGGAGGUGGUGGCGUUGAAGGUGAGCUCGAGGGAGGAGAUGGGAGAGGUGGUGGGAGAGGAGGUCGGUGUGGGUUUGGAGAAAGGGAGUAGUUUGGGGGAUGAGUUCUCCAUUGAUGACCUUCUUGAUUUUGGAGCUGAAGAGGAAGCGGAUGAAGCUGGAGUGAGAGAAGAUGAGGAAGCUGAAGUCUUUGAACCGGAGAACUCUAACUCGUCUUCUUCUUCGUCGCUUUCCUUGGAACUCCCUCCACUUUCUGAAAUCGCUUUGCCGGCGGCGGAUGUGGCGGAGCUGGAAUGGGUCUCGCGUAUCAUGGAUGACUCCUACUCUGAGUUCCCACCGUGCUCCGGCGUUAUCCCCGGCGUUCCGGUGCCGAAAAUAGAGCCCAAGGUGGAAGCCGUAGUCCCUGUUAAAGCUAAGCGGAGCAAGCGUCACCGAACGGCCGGUUGGGUCCGGGCAAGCUCCGGCCAAAACCCCGACCCCACGUCCUCGUCUUCCACCUCUUCUCCGGUGUCAUCCUGCUCGUCGUCGUCCUCAUCGCCGCCGUGCCUCAUCUACGACUUCAAACCACCAAGUCUCCUCCUUUUAGACGAUGAAGCCCCGCAAAGCCCCAAACCAAAGAAAAGAGGCCGGAAACCCAAGUCCAUCGUUGCCGCCACCGCUGGCGCAACCGGCGAGAGAAGGUGCAGUCACUGCGGCGUCCAGAAGACACCGCAGUGGCGAGCUGGGCCAUUAGGGGCCAAGACUCUCUGCAACGCGUGCGGCGUGCGGUACAAGUCUGGUCGGCUCCUCCCGGAGUACCGGCCGGCGUGCAGCCCAACAUUUGUCAGCCAUGUUCACUCCAACAGUCACCGUAAAGUCCUGGAAAUGCGCCGGAAGAAGGCUGAAGAGGAGCAACGCCGCCACUUCCUCCUCACCAUUCCCUCCUCCCCUCUUCUUCCCAUCUACUCCUAAAUCCUAAUCAUUGAAUUCACAUUUAGCUCAGACUUAGUUUGUUUUUCUUAGCUUCUUAUUCUCCAGACCAGAGAGACCUUCACUGAAAAUUGUAGAACUAGAAAUUCUAGGAGAAAUGAGUGUGUGUUUUUAGCUUAGCUCUUAUAUAUAUAUAUAUAUAGAAACAGUAUGUUUUUUCUUCAAUCCUUGUGUUGUAGUUCUGGUGAUGGUGAUGAUGAUGAUGAUGAUGAAUUGUUAUAAAAAUUGGAUUUUUUUU